AGGGGGGAGGAGGCCGCGCGCCCCCCUCCCCGGCGCCAUCUCCCCCUGGCGGCUACUCCCAUGGGUGUCGCUGGGCCGCGCCAUGCCUAAGGGGGCGCCGCGAUGGGCCAAGGGGACGAGAGCGAGCGCAUCGUGAUCAACGUGGGCGGCACGCGCCACCAGACGUACCGCUCGACGCUGCGCACGCUGCCCGGCACGCGGCUCGCCUGGCUGGCCGAGCCCGACGCCCACAGCCACUUCGACUAUGACCCACGCGCAGACGAGUUCUUCUUCGAUCGCCACCCGGGCGUCUUCGCGCACAUCCUGAACUACUACCGCACCGGCAAGCUGCACUGCCCGGCCGACGUGUGCGGGCCGCUCUACGAGGAGGAGCUGGCCUUCUGGGGCAUCGACGAGACCGACGUGGAGCCCUGCUGCUGGAUGACCUACCGCCAGCACCGCGACGCCGAGGAGGCGCUCGACAGCUUCGGAGGCGCGCCCCUGGACAACAGCGCAGACGACGCGGACGCGGACGGCCCGGGAGACUCAGGCGACGGCGAGGACGAGCUGGAGAUGACCAAGCGCCUGGCGCUCAGUGACUCCCCGGACGGCCGGCCCGGCGGCUUCUGGCGCCGCUGGCAGCCACGCAUCUGGGCGCUUUUCGAGGACCCCUAUUCGUCUCGCUACGCGCGGGGAAGUGACAACUACGUGGCUUUUGCCUCCCUCUUCUUCAUUCUGGUCUCCAUCACCACCUUCUGCCUGGAGACCCACGAACGCUUCAACCCCAUCGUGAACAAGACAGAGAUCGAGAAUGUUCGGAAUGGCACGCAAGUGCGCUACUACCGGGAAGCGGAGACGGAGGCCUUCCUCACCUACAUCGAGGGCGUCUGCGUGGUCUGGUUCACCUUCGAGUUCCUCAUGCGUGUGGUCUUCUGCCCCAACAAGGUGGAGUUCAUCAAGAACUCGCUCAACAUCAUUGACUUCGUGGCCAUCCUGCCCUUCUACCUGGAGGUGGGGCUGAGCGGCCUGUCCUCCAAGGCGGCCAAGGACGUCCUGGGCUUCCUGCGCGUGGUCCGUUUCGUGCGCAUCCUGCGCAUCUUCAAGCUGACCCGCCACUUCGUGGGCCUGCGGGUCCUGGGCCACACGCUCCGCGCCAGCACCAACGAGUUCCUGCUGCUCAUCAUCUUCCUGGCCCUGGGGGUGCUCAUCUUCGCCACCAUGAUCUACUACGCCGAGAGGAUCGGGGCGCAGCCCAACGACCCCAGCGCCAGCGAGCACACGCACUUUAAGAACAUCCCCAUUGGCUUCUGGUGGGCCGUGGUCACCAUGACAACGCUGGGCUAUGGAGACAUGUACCCGCAGACCUGGUCCGGCAUGUUGGUGGGAGCCCUGUGCGCGCUGGCGGGCGUGCUGACCAUCGCCAUGCCCGUGCCUGUCAUCGUGAACAAUUUCGGGAUGUACUACUCCUUAGCCAUGGCUAAGCAGAAACUACCAAAGAAAAAAAAGAAGCAUAUUCCACGGCCACCGCAGCUGGGAUCUCCCAAUUAUUGUAAAUCUGUCGUAAACUCUCCACACCACAGUACUCAGAGUGACACAUGUCCGCUGGCCCAGGAAGAAAUUUUAGAAAUUAACAGAGCAGAUUCCAAACUGAAUGGGGAGGUGGCGAAGGCCGCGCUGGCGAACGAAGACUGCCCCCACAUAGACCAGGCCCUCACUCCAGAUGAGGGCCUGCCCUUUACGCGCUCGGGCACCCGCGAGAGAUACGGACCCUGCUUCCUCUUAUCAACCGGGGAGUACGCGUGCCCACCUGGUGGAGGAGUGAGAAAGGAUCUUUGCAAAGAAAGCCCUGUCAUUGCUAAGUAUAUGCCGACAGAGGCUGUGAGAGUGACUUGACCAGGCGGCUUGGCCGAGGACACUGGUGGCUAUUAAGCAUCUGGGUGGACCUGCAGCCCCUCCUCACCCUCGGACAGAGUAAAUUCACGCCAUGCAGGUUUGCCGGACGAGUCCGAGUGGCCCAGGCCUUGUGCUAGGACGGACGUAGCUUUUUCUACGGCCAAAUGGUAACUGACCGUAGAGGAUUUCUUUUCCUUCUUUUUAUUUUUUUAAACAUUUUAUUUUAUUUGGGGAGGGGGGGUGGAGGGCUUCCUUAGCAUGACUUGCAUGAAGCUCAACAGAAAACUCAGCACACCAAACGCACCCACCCCCUGCAACUGUAUGAUUACCCUGAACGACAACAAUCACGAAAAGAAAAGGCAGAAGCCCUCUAUUUUCUUUCAAAGCGCUUUACUUUUGCACACGUGGUUGGAGCCAAACUGUAAUGGCGUUCGAUAGAAACC
Messenger RNA from Tupaia belangeri chinensis (Chinese tree shrew), 2315 nucleotides. It is a transcript of the gene KCNC1, whose product is annotated as potassium voltage-gated channel subfamily C member 1. Gene Ontology annotation, molecular function: delayed rectifier potassium channel activity; protein binding. Gene Ontology annotation, cellular component: neuronal cell body membrane; presynaptic membrane; dendrite membrane. The transcript has 4 exons. NCBI's taxonomy places the organism in Eukaryota, Metazoa, Chordata, Mammalia, Scandentia, Tupaiidae. Gene Ontology annotation, biological process: protein homooligomerization; potassium ion transmembrane transport; action potential. The record is from RefSeq and is a predicted model, not a curated record. The coding region runs from base 103 to 1872 and encodes 589 amino acids.